Molecule: messenger RNA, 264 nt
Organism: Botrytis fragariae
Lineage: Eukaryota; Fungi; Ascomycota; Leotiomycetes; Helotiales; Sclerotiniaceae
Exons: 4
Coding region: 1-264 (87 amino acids)
Source: RefSeq, a predicted model, not a curated record
AUGUUUGAUGAGUUGCGAGUAUCAUUUGGCGCCGAUAGAUUCUUAAUGAGGAUCAUUUUGGCCCCUCCACAAACUUUGGAUCUUGAAAGUUUCAUGCACUUGAGAUCUCUCGAGCCUCUUUCUAACGUUGUCGAAGAACAUUACAAUAGCAAUAAAGAUAUGCACACUGGAGGCAAAGUAUAUAUCCUAGUUGAGGAUCAUUUCAUGCAUCAACCCCCCAUGUUCAAGACUCCAGAGGCAAUGAAAUUCAAGCCAUCGACGUGA